CGGCCAUCUACUUAUUAUAUAUAUCUGUGGUCACGCAUCCUUAUAAUUAUCAUUUAUCUCUAAUCGUCGUCAAGGCUAAAUACCACAGAUUUCUAUAUACUAAUCUAUAUAGAUAUAUGUGCUAAACACGGACUUAUACUAUACACCCCGGUCUUAGAACCCUAUAUAGAGCCAAGGUGUUUUGAUAGAACUAUAUAGAAAUCUGUCAUCUGGAUCUGUGUGACUAAAGUCAAAAUACCCAUACAAUGAGUAAUGUUUACUGAUAAGAAACAAAAACAGAAUUACACAAACAAAUAGAUAUUAUUGGUAGUGUUUUCAUAUUUUUUUUUUGUGUUUUCUCUUUAUCUUUUAUUGUUAUAUUUAAAAAAUAUAUCGUAGGACACUAGGACGCGACUACGCGAGUAGAAUUUGAAGAACUGACCAAUUUGGAAUAAAAAAUCUGCAGCAGUAUGCCGUUGGAAUGGUUAUUUGGGCGUCGUAUGUCGCCCGAUGAGAUGUUGAGAAAGAAUCAGCGUGCUCUGAAUAAAGCAAUGCGUGAUUUGGAUCGGGAAAAAAUGAGAAUGGAACAGCAAGAAAAGAAAAUCAUUGUGGACAUCAAGAAAAUGGCUAAAGAUGGACAGAUGGAAUCGGUGAAAAUAAUGGCAAGAGAUUUAGUGAGAACAAGACGUUACCAAAAGAAAUUUAUGGUGAUGAAGGCUAACAUACAAGCAGUAUCUUUAAAAAUACAAACACUUAAAUCACAAAAUGCUAUGGGUCAAGCAAUGAAAGGCGUGACUAAAGCAAUGCAAAAUAUGAACAGGCAACUCAAUUUACCACAAAUUCAAAGGAUACUACAAGAGUUUGAAAAACAGUCUGAAGUAAUGGAUAUGAAGGAAGAAGUAAUGAACGAUGCUAUGGAUGAUGCGAUGGAAGACGAAGGAGACGAAGAAGAAACAGAUCAAAUUGUAACACAAGUACUAGAUGAGUUAGGUCUCCAGCUUACAGAUCAAUUGUCUGGAUUGCCUUCAGCUUCUGGCUCAAUAAGUAUAGCAGCCACUGGAAAAGUACCAAUUGUGGCUCAAGAUGGCGGUGGUGGUGUUAGUGGUGGUGGUGGUGCUGCUGCUGCACAACCAAAUGAUGCUGAUGCAGACUUGCAAGCUAGAUUAGAUAAUUUAAGGCGCAAGUGAACAAUAUUUUUUGCAAAACCUAAUGCAUAUAUAAUUAUAUACCAACCUAUUUAAUUGUAAAAAUUGUUAAAUAUUAUUUUCAUUUUAUAUGCAUGAUUUUAAUAUAAAAUAUAUAUAUUUUUAUCAUUAAUAAUAAUUAAUAAAUAUUAUAGAAAAUUUAAAAACAUGUAUAUUUUGGUAAUUUUAAAUUAUAUAUUUAAAACAUUAAUAAUUAAUAUAAAUGAGAUCGAAACACUACAA
Messenger RNA from Metopolophium dirhodum (rose-grain aphid), 1406 nucleotides. RefSeq names its product charged multivesicular body protein 2a (gene Vps2). The record is from RefSeq and is a predicted model, not a curated record. Gene Ontology annotation, cellular component: ESCRT III complex; multivesicular body. The transcript has 5 exons. Bases 450 to 1166 code for a protein of 238 amino acids. NCBI's taxonomy places the organism in Eukaryota, Metazoa, Arthropoda, Insecta, Hemiptera, Aphididae. Gene Ontology annotation, biological process: late endosome to vacuole transport; protein transport; endosome transport via multivesicular body sorting pathway.